Molecule: messenger RNA, 2094 nt
Organism: Aureobasidium pullulans EXF-150
Lineage: Eukaryota; Fungi; Ascomycota; Dothideomycetes; Dothideales; Saccotheciaceae
Product: FAD/NAD(P)-binding domain-containing protein
Exons: 6
Coding region: 1-2094 (697 amino acids)
Molecular function (GO): lyase activity; FAD binding; monooxygenase activity
Source: RefSeq, a predicted model, not a curated record
AUGGCACUAAACGUUUUGAUUGUCGGAGCAGGAAUCGGCGGGCUGAUGGCCGCGAUCGCCCUACGAGAGCAAGGACACGAUGUGACACUUCUUGAGUCUUCUCGAUUCAGCAACGAGACUGGAGCAGCUAUUCACAUGGCACCAAACGCAAACGGCUUACUCAAGCGUUACGGAGUCGACAUUGAGAAAGUAGGCGCAAACGAGUGUAGCCGAAUUGCACAGUACCAUGCCGAGUCAGGAAAGGCACUUUUCCAGGUCGACCUCACGAUGCCAAACAAGCAGUGGCAGCACAAGUGGCUGUUAGUACACCGCGCUCACCUACACAACGCCUUGAGAGAAAGGGCCAUUGGCAAGGAAGGGAAGGGCAAGCCCGCCACCCUGAGGUUAGCCAGCAAGGUUGCUUCGGUAGAUCCUGAGAAGGCGGAAGUGACUCUGGAGAGCGGCGAGAAGGUAUCUGGCGAUGUGCUUCUUGGGGCCGACGGUGUUCACUCGUUGUGUCGACAGGCUCUUGUGCUGGACAACGCAGAGAAGUACACACCGUUUGACUGCGGUCACAGUGCUUAUCGAUUCCUGGUUCCGAAAGAGGAGGUCAUGGCUGAUCCAGUCUGCCGAGAAUUUGUCGAGCAAGAGGGUAUGCUUUGCAUGAUUGUUGGCGAAGACCGCAGAGUUGUUGUGUAUCCUUGCGUGGAGAACAAGCUCAUGAACUUCCUUAUGAUCCACCCAAGUAGCGAGUCUCGUUCAGACGACGCUGGCUGGAACCAAAAAGGUGACAAGAAGCGUAUGCUCGAAAGUGGCGCUAGCUUGGCUCCACAGGUUCGUGCUCUUCUAGAGAAGGCCCCUGAGGAGAGUUUGAAAGUCUGGACUUUGCUGGACAUGGAGGUACUCCCUACAUGGAUUAAUGGCAGUAUGGCGCUCCUGGGUGAUGCCGCCCAUCCAUUCCUGCCUCACCAAGCUCAGGGUGGUGGUCAAGCUAUGGAGGACGCAGUCUCGCUAGCCGCCAUCUUGCCCUUUGGCACCCCGAAGGAAGAUAUCCCGGAGAGACUGAGACUGUAUGAACAGUGUAGACGUGAGCGUGCAAACAAGAUCCAGGACGGCACUAGACUGAGUGGAACAUCUCAGAAGGAUCUUGCAAAGAUGGGCAAGAAAUAUGAUGCUUUCGCCUUCACCAAUUACAACUUUGGACACGAUGAAUGGGACUUCUCAAAGAAUGCUUUAAACAAGCAUCUCUUGUCCAAGCAACCAUAUCGAUUCCGUCAGCCAGUGUCCUUUGGACCUAGUCCUGGGCCUCGCCAGCCACUCAACGCUCUUCCGGAUGUGCACUCAAUGGCCAAGCAGAACCAAACGGUGGCCUCUAUUCGCUUCAAGACCUCGAGGACCUAUCUUCAGAACUUGUUUCCCAGUUCCUCAUUCUCUUUCAUGUCUGCGGCAACAGUCGUAGAAGCCUCCAUCGUCUGUUGCUCGCUGCGCAACAUGACAUGGCUGGGUAAUACAGGAUACGAUCACUGUGGCCUCUACAUCCACGGAGUAAAAUACACCAAGAAAGAUGGCGAGAUCCUUCAGGGGACGUUCUUGCCUAUCCUCUUCGAAAACCUGACCGAUCCCAUCAUCACUGGUCGCGAAGAGAUCGCCGCACCAAAAUGGGGCUGCGAUAUCGAUGUUUCGACUUCCGGAGACUCUCGCAGUGUGCGUAUGAGCUGGCGCGGGACAACUUUUGCAGAGCUCGAGUGGAGUGGUCUUCAAGCAAAGCCCCAGAUAAAUGGUGUCAAUGGCACCAACGGCAUCGAGGACAACGGCAUGUUCAUGUACCGUUACGUACCAGCCGUGGGUGAGCCAGGAAAGGCAGACGCUGAGUAUGCUGUCUUUGACGAGUACGAGAAGAAGGAUCCCUCUUCGGCAGCAUCCCAGCAGGAUACGCAAGACCAGACAACCAAGUCAGCAACUAUCAAGUUCUCGCCUGGUGACUGGAAUUCACUCCCGACUAUCCAUCACAUCGCACAAGGCCUGGCAGAUGUACCGAUAUACGAAAUCGUAGAGGCUGCCGUCAAGGAAGUGCCAUCGGUGGGUGAUGUCAGAGGAGCAAGAAGGAUUGAGUAG